GAUUGGAAAAUAAUAAUUUUGGAAAAGAAUUCCAUAGUAAUGCUAUUCCCCAAACUAACGGAAUUGCUUUUCCAUUUUUCAUUUGGUGGAAUUAUAAUUCCAUUCCACUACUUUGGAUAUCAAUAAAUUAUCUCUUUUCUCCUCCAGCCAUAGGCGAAGCCCCACAAACCCUAACCCUAGCAAACUGAAGAUUAAUCUGCCACCAGCCAUUGUUGUGACUGUCUUCUUCGAUCAUCUCUGCAAGUGACGGGUUCCUUGAUUGGUGGUAGCAUUGCCAGAGAGCUUCUAAGGCUACCGGAGAGUCCUUCGCCUUCCUCUUCGUGUUCUCGAGUUUGCUGUUCUUCUCGAGUUUGAAGGUCCCCAAGAGAAGAGAGUUCCUUAGGAAGUUCAAAAUCUGUUGACGACAUUGCAAUGAGAAAGAUUGCACACCAUGUUUGUGGACUUUCUACUAGCUCAAAUUUGAGCUCUAGUAUUAUGCAUAACAAGGGUGUCUCUGCUCCAUAUGCUUUGAUGAGUUUUCUUUCUUCCAUACAUUCUGGAAGUACAAAAGAAAUCGAGAACAGAGAUAAUCCCAUGAACUUUGUAAGGGGUAUUAUAGAACAAGAUGAAAGAAACCCAAGUGGUUUUAUGCCGCAAAAUGAUAGAAACCCAAGGGGUUUUAUGCCGCAAAAUGAAAGGAGCUCCUUCCCAAGGAGUUCCUUCCCAAGGAGUUUCAUACCACAAGACGAUAGAAACCAAAGGGGUUUUACACAACGAGAUGAAAGAAACCCCAUGAACUUUGUAAGGGGUAUUUUACAACAAGAUGAAAGAAAUUUGUUCGGGGGUUCUCGCUUUCCUCGAUACAAUCUUGAGCAUGAUGCUGAUUUUGUCCACAUAAAGUUGAUGCGCAACAAUACAUUUGUUACAGUUACAGAUUCAAAGGGAAACAAAAAGAUGGGAGCUUCAGCUGGAUCUUUGCCCGAAAUGAAAGGAGGAGCAAAGCAGUCUCGGUAUGCUGCUGAAGCAACUGCAGAGCACGUAGGAAGAAUGUCGAAAAAUAUGGGAUUAAAAUCAGUUGUGAUGAAGGUGAAAGGGUUUACUUUCUUUAAAAAGAAAAAGCAAGCAAUUAUAAGCUGGAGAGAAGGGUUUACUAAUUCAAGAGGGGAUCAGAAUCCAAUAGUAUAUCUUGAGGAUACAACUCGGCGUCCCCAUAAUGGCUGCCGGCUCCCCAAAAAGCGGCGUACUUGAAUAUCCACAAGGAGUCGAGCUUCCAUGAUCUCUGAGCCAUUGAGGACGAUUACAAUUGAGAAACUUCUUGCACUUGAAUAUCAAUAAUAAGAAUAAAUAUUUGUUUAAUUAAAACUGGUACUUAUGUACGAAGUUGAUUGAACUCGUUCUAUACAUAUUACUAGUACUUGUUUAACAACAUCAUAUUGCAAACUGCAAUAUUUUUGAUAGCUUAAAAUAAAUAAACCAGGGGAGUUGAUUUUUCUGUCCUUAAA
Molecule: messenger RNA, 1481 nt
Organism: Cannabis sativa
Lineage: Eukaryota; Viridiplantae; Streptophyta; Magnoliopsida; Rosales; Cannabaceae
Product: small ribosomal subunit protein uS11m-like
Exons: 3
Coding region: 412-1227 (271 amino acids)
Biological process (GO): translation; maturation of SSU-rRNA from tricistronic rRNA transcript (SSU-rRNA, 5.8S rRNA, LSU-rRNA); ribosomal small subunit assembly
Cellular component (GO): ribosome; mitochondrial small ribosomal subunit
Molecular function (GO): mRNA 5'-UTR binding; small ribosomal subunit rRNA binding; structural constituent of ribosome
Source: RefSeq, a predicted model, not a curated record